Messenger RNA from Equus quagga, 630 nucleotides. Its product is annotated as kallikrein-1E2. Gene Ontology annotation, biological process: proteolysis. NCBI's taxonomy places the organism in Eukaryota, Metazoa, Chordata, Mammalia, Perissodactyla, Equidae. The transcript is spliced from 4 exons. The record is from RefSeq and is a predicted model, not a curated record. Gene Ontology annotation, molecular function: serine-type endopeptidase activity. The annotation marks the transcript as partial.
AUGUGGUUCCUGGUUCUGUGCCUCGACUUAUCCCUAGGCGAGACUGGCGCCCUGCCCCCCAUCCAGUCCCGGAUCAUAGGAGGCUGGGAGUGUGAGAAGCAUUCCAAACCCUGGCAGGUGGCUGUGUAUCAUCAAGGGCACUUCCAGUGUGGGGGCGUUCUGGUGCACCCCCAGUGGGUGCUCACAGCCGCUCACUGCAAGAGCGACGAUUACCAGAUCUGGCUGGGGCGCCACAAUCUGUCUGAGGAUGAAGACACAGCCCAGUUCCACCAGGUCAGUGACAGCUUCCUAGAUCCACAAUUCGACCUGAGCCUCCUGAAGAAGAAACACCUGCGCCCUUAUGAUGACAUCAGCCACGACCUCAUGCUGCUCCGCCUGGCUCAGCCCGCCCGGAUAACAGACGCUGUGAAGAUCCUGGACCUGCCCACCCGGGAACCCAAACUGGGAAGCACCUGCUACACCUCGGGCUGGGGCCUGAUCAGCACGCUUACAAACAGAGGGUCAGGCACACUCCAGUGUGUGGAACUCCGACUCCAGUCUAAUGAGAAGUGUGCCCGAGCCUACCCAGAGAAGAUGACCGAGUUCGUGCUGUGCGCUACCCACAGGGAUGAUAGCGGAAGCAUCUGCCUG